Messenger RNA from Mycena citricolor, 4877 nucleotides. Lineage: Eukaryota; Fungi; Basidiomycota; Agaricomycetes; Agaricales; Mycenaceae. The record is from the annotation of a GenBank genome assembly.
AUUUAUAGCACAAUGCGGAUCAUGACUGUUUACGAAGGCUGCAACGUCAAUCUGCCAUGGAACGACUGAACAGCGCCGCUGGGCCAGCGCUCGGCCACGUUUUUCCUAUCUCCCUGUAUCGCAUUUGCUCAGAGCAUAGCCGGAGCUCGGCACCGCAUGCGUGUUAUGACUCCAGGACGAUGCAUGUCAAAGCGCAUUUGCUCUGGCCCUUCAUAUAGGGAGAGCACCCUGAAAGCACAGAUCUCAAAGCCCCAUAUCUCACUCAUCUCAUGGAAUCUAUCCGCGCGAAACUCUCAGGCAAAGGGCCUCGCUACAUACCUAGCGGCAAAGUCGACUUCGAAGCAGCUGGUCUCCCUGUCUACAUCGGAUGCUAUGCCGCCGUGCUCGACUCGCUUUUCUCAGAACUAGAGACCACUGCUGUUCUUGCGGAGGCCGAGGCGUUCUCCCCUUGGGAAAUCGCGCAGGUGAACGCAGGAGCCUACGCAUUUACCGACACAUCAUACCGCAAUGGACAACGCAUCAUCUACGACUCCUUCGAGCUUUCGGCCAAGAUCUUCGAUAAAGUGCGGCCGCAUCUAGCUGAUAUCGAAGAGAUUGAGGAGGUCGUGCACGUCCGCGGCAGGAAGAUGCUGCAGACAUGGAAGAUGGUGAGGUUGAAUGAGCGACUGAGGUUCCUGAGGUAUCCGGAGGGCGGGUUCUUCAGGAAGCACAUUGACGGAUGCUACUUCGACGAGGAAACCGGCCGACGCACAUUCUACACACUCCAGUUCUACCUUCCAUCUGACGCGUCUGGGUGCCCUGAAAGCUACCAACCGGCACAAGGAGGAUCGACUCGUUUCAUCGGGCCCAAGGGGGCAUAUGCCGACGUCGAAGCCCAGCCAGGACGAAUAUUGGUAUUCCAGCAUGACAAAUUGUUGCAUACAGGAGAAGAGGUGACUGGGGGCGUCAAGUGCGCUGUACGAUCAGAUAUCUUGUACGAGAAAGUUGGCGCUCCGAAGCCAGCUUCGAGAUGAAUGGCUCGAGCGCGAAUGUAAGACAGAUUCCCGAAUGCGCUUCUCUAUACCCCUCUAUGGCUAUUACAAGGUGUUCGUACAACAGGAAAUACUAAUACAGUUGGAGCGCAAGAAAGUCGAAAAGCGCCACGUUCAAACCCUCAGCUAUCGUCGCCUCUUGCGGUACUCGACAACCCUGCCUGCUUUUGACACGGGUUCCAGCGGAAUAGCAGUAAUCGUUGCGUCGGUGGACAAGGUGCCAUGGUCGCUGCCCACACCAAAGUGCACGCUCGCCCACUCGGCCGUGAACGCUGCCCUCUGAGCACGGGUCGGCGAGAAACCCGGUCCAGUGACGAUCCGAACUCCUUGAUCCUGCCUGACGGCAGCCCAAUCGAAGUAUUUCUGCUGCUGUUGGCGGACCCCUGGAGGGAUCGGAUCUUCUUCAGCAGAGCUCCGCUGCAAAGACGGCGAGGAGUCCACGUGAGUCACAGUCGAGGCGGGGGAGAACGAUUGAUACGAGGUGCUGGAAGUAAGAGGAGACGGUGCAUCGAAGGAGCACAAGCCAUGAGGAGGAUGGUGGAUGGUUGGGAGCGACGAGCGUUGAAUGGGAAUGAUCUGGGAUGGAACAGGCUCGAUCGACGCACAAGCUUCAAUACGUCCGGCUCCAGCUUGGGGCUUUGGCGAUGUAAUUCUGGGCACGUCUGUUGGGAAAUGGUUGGGCAGUGGAGGUAACUUGGCAGCUUGUCGCAUACGUCUCGUCAUGACCGGCAUCAAGGGCAAAAGCGCAAGAAAUGAAUAGUGCCCAAGAUUUGCUGCAACACAUUCUUAAGAGCUAAGACAGUCUUUGCAUUCAACCGAAAAACGAUUCUUGAAUGGUCGUAAAACGUCCUUUGUUGAGCUACCAUCAGGUAGCGUUGAUCCCCUUGUCCAGUGACCGGUCCUGAGAUGAUGAUCCCUUUGAGAAGAGCGGACGUCUAAGAACUGUGUCAAGGGACCUCGCUUCACGCAAUGGCUUUUGUGCAGCGGAGUGGCCGCGAGUCAUUCACCAGUUGGCAGGCGAUACAGUCACUUCAUCCGUCAAGAGAGCUGAAUUAUGGGUGUCACCGGAACGCUCUCCCCUUGCACCGUGUAGAACGCAAGCAAUCAUACAUAGCAGUAAGAAAGCAUAACAAGUCCAAGUGCGAGCGAUGAUCGGUCGUUUCAAGAAGGGUUGUGGACAGUCACGAACGCGGAUGUGCUGGCGUCGGCUACUGGCUUCCUCAGACCAUGCUCUGUUCGCUGCAUUACAGAAUUGCAGAGUCCCGUCCUCUCGGCCACUUUGGAGUGUUGGGAGGACAUUCUCUUGAUUCGGCUCCGAAGCCGGUUUCACCGCUUCUAUGACAUCCCAAGGCUGUGUCAUACGGCUUGAGAUUUUGGCAAAGCUGCGAGCUGGACCAGCAGCGGACUGCGGACUGCGGCGCCCAGUGCAUAGAAAAGGACCAUGGACUCAUGAGCACCGAGGAAGAGCCAGAGAUCACGACACAGCCCCUCCUUUCCUUUCCUGUCACCCCAUUUACCCUUGUCCGCAACCACCAUGGAGGCACUCCGACUGCAGAAGAAAUAUCCUGAAGUGACCCGCGAUGAAAUGUUCGAUCUCAUAAAUCGAUUCAACUCGAUUUCGACGGAGACACCCGGACGCGUAGAUAAAGGCGCCGUCCUGCAAGCGCUCCAGUCCAGUGGACAGUCGUACGAUCUAGCGAGAGAAACAUUGAAGAAGGUCAGCGUGGAUGCCAGUGGGAAGGUCGAGCUUGAGGAUUGGGUCGAGCUCAACGUGAAGAUGAAGUCAGAGGCAGCGUCGCUGAAGACCAAGGCCGGAAAGGUGACCGUGCAGGGCUCCAACGCGAAUGUCAGCCACACGAUCAACGAGGAUGAGCGAACGGAGUUCACAAAUCACAUCAAUAGUAUUAUCGAAAACGACGCCGACGUCGGAUCGCGCUUUUCCAUUCCGACUUCGACCAUGCAGAUCUUCGAGGAGCUCAAAGACGGGUUGAUUCUUUGCAAGCUCAUCAAUGACUCAGUACCAGACACCAUCGACACUCGUGUGCUCAACAAGUCCACGGGGCGCAAACAGCUGAAUGCGUUCCAAAUCACGGAGAACAACAACAUCGUCAUCACGUCCGCCAAGGGUAUCGGGUGCUCGGUGGUCAACAUCGGCUCGACGGACAUUGCAGAGGGGCGCGAGCAUCUGGUGCUCGGGCUCAUUUGGCAGAUCAUCCGCCGCGGUCUCCUCGCGCAAGUGGACAUCAAGCUGCACCCCGAGUUAUACCGGCUGUGCGAGGAGGGCGAGACGAUCGACGAUCUGCUGCGGCUGACGGCAGACCAGAUCCUGCUGCGGUGGUUCAACUACCAUUUGAAAGCAGCGGGCUGGAAACGGCGGGUCAACAACUUCAGCCGUGACGUCAGUGAUGGCGAGAACUACACGGUGCUGCUUCACCAGCUCAAGCCGGACCAAUGCUCGCUUGCGCCGCUCCAGACGACGGACCUCCGCCAACGCGCUGAGCAGGUUCUGCAGAACGCCGGCGCGAUCGGGUGCCGGCGUUUCCUGACGGUGUCGUCCCUGACCGCCGGGAACCCCCGCCUGAAUCUCGCGUUUGUGGCGAAUCUGUUCAACACACAUCCCGGCCUGGAGCCGCUCGACGAGCAGGAGGCCAAGGACUACGGUGUGGUCGAGGACUUUGACGCGGAGGGCGAGCGGGAGGCGCGGGUGUUCACGUUGUGGCUCAACUCGCUCGGCGUCGAGCCCGGGGUCUUCAAUCUGUUCGAAAACAUCAAAGACGGCCUUGUCCUGCUGCAGGCGUUCGACAAGAUCGCACCGGGGACCGUCGUAUGGCGCCGGGUCUCGAAGCCCAAGGGCGGCGUCGCCGCUGAGCCUGUGUCAUAUGCCAGCGGGGGCGCAGGCGGUGACGACGACGAGGGUGCCGAUAUCGGUGUGACGCCGAACCAGAGCCAGCUGUCGCGCUUCAAGGCGGUGGAGAACACCAACUACGUCGUCGAGCUGGGGAAGCAAAAUGGAAUGCAUCUGGUCGGCAUCCAGGGUGCCGAUAUCGUCGAUGGAUCGAGGACGCUGGUGCUUGGGCUGGUCUGGCAGCUGAUGCGGAUGAACAUCGUGAAGACGCUGAACCAGCUCUCAGGGAGCGGCCGCCCGAUCUCCGACACCGAGAUGCUCAAGUGGGCCAACGCUAAGGCCAACUCGGCGCGCCCGAUUCGUUCGUUCAAGGAUCCCUCGAUCACGACGGGAAUCUUCUUGCUUGAUCUGCUUGAGGCGAUCCGACCGGGGAUUGUCGAUCCAACGUUGGUGUUGAGCGUGAACGAGAAUAGCGACUAUGAUGACAGGCGGGCGAAUGCCAAGCUUGCUAUCUCGAUCGCGCGUAAGAUGAAUGCGCUGAUCUUCUUGGUGCCCGAGGACAUCGUCGACGUGCGAGCAAAACUGAUCCUGACGUUUGUGGGUAGUCUGAUGGCUGUAGCGUAGACUUGGUUGGCGUUGUUGUUGUAAGUGAUAAGUAUCACGUUGGACUCAUAGCACGUAAAGAUCAAGGAUAAUGUACCAGUACAUACAUACUGAACCCAAUGCCACAGAAAAUGCUCCAGCUCCGGCUCGUGCCAAUCCAUAAUGCAUGGUCCGAUGUCUGUCCGCAGACAAGGGGGCAAUACCGCAUCCGUUUCCCCAGUAGAUUAUCACGCUGGAACUGGAGCUGGAAUAUUCAGAACGUGUCUAUGGAAGGUCUGCACCUUGACGGAGAGAUCGAGCUCAUCACACGCUGCUGAGUGGAUUUCAUGAAAGAAAUAUGGAAUAAGAGUGAUCGCAAUAACAAAUCACGGAGGCUUAUGGGAUACUUAUAGGUGUCC